UGUCAUGGUGAGCUUUUUUUCUGUUGAGUGAUGAGGGACGUAAGCGACAAUCCAUUCAAAUAGAUUGUUGCAUUGGAACCUUUGGGACGUAUUCUGCAUCCAAAGCCAAAGCCAAGGGGUCGCCUUUUUUCGUUCCCAGCCUCAAGUCAAGGACAGACCCUUCACUUCAAUGGUCUCGAAUGUCUCAAAAGGUUGCAAGGCUCACCAUGUUGAAGGAGGCGCCUGCAAAGGACGAGCUUCGGACGUGCUCCUCUUGCUGCGAGGAGCCCAGCAGCGGUGCAUCUGCGCCGUCAUUGUCGUUGAUUGGGUGUGCCUUGGUGUCCUCGUAGCCACUGCCACCACUGCGACCGUGCGCCGCCGCCGCCGCCGUGUCGUGGUAGUAGUCGGGCGGACUGUGGCUGCGCGCCGAACCGUCGUAGCCCAUGCGCCCGACGCCGUAGUCCCGCGAUCCGUACCCGCCAUACCCAGCGCCGGUGCUCUCGGUGGAGGAGUAUGCCAUGGACGUGCCGCUGGCUGAAUUGCGCAGUGGCUGGUACGACGAUGCCAUUUGCCGCAAGGCUUUGUUACAAAGUUACAAAGAGUGUGUGAAGUUCGGGGAGCCUGGAACUGAGAUGGACUGAGAUUGAGAUUUGUAUGGUAAGACAGUACUGGAUAUUGGACAAAAGCAAGACCAACAUGCAUAAUUCAUCGCACUUGGAUACACAAGAAGGACUACUGUAGCACGCUCUACGCAGGACUUUGGAUGCAGCGGCUUUGGACCUGUGGUCACGCUCAGCCCAGAAACAGUAGAACAUUCAUCGCGCAGCUGAUGCUUGCCGAACAGUUUGCUAAGAAGCUUGCGAAUUUUAAAAGUGCUCUUUGGUUUGCUGAGCAUUGGCUGGACGAGAGGGACGAGGUUGGUGUUUUUGACAGGUUUGCCAGUCUGCUCUGUCUGCUGAGCUUCUGCGAGGCUUUGCUUGCGUUAUCUGCAAAUGGGAGUCCAAUUGUCAAGCUGUUUCAUGAUACAUGCACUUUUUGCCCCUUUUCGCUUAGCCAACAGACGAAUCCAAACAAUGCUCGGUCGAAUUGCCUCUCGCGCUGCCGCCAGUGCCACGACUACAGCGACUGCGAUCGCGUCCACCACUGCGACCCGCGCAUUCUCUGCUCGCGGUGCUGCUGUUGCUGUUGCUGCUGCUAAAUCAGGAACCUCCGCAAAGCACACCGUCUUGGCCGAUCGCAUUGCAGGCAUCCCCACCGACGCCGAGGCCGCCGCAAACUUCCCGGCAAAGUUCCUGGGCUUUGAGCUGGCCAAGGACAAGCCGCUCUUCACUCCGGGACCGCUGGGCGUCUCGCUCACCACAAAGCAGGCCGCCCUGCGCGAUCUGGGCUCGCGCGAUCGCCUCUUCAUGGACACGGUCAAGGACAUUCGUACCCAGCUCGUCCAGCUCGCUGGCGUCUCCACCAAGGACUUUACGUCCGUCCUCAUCCAGGGCUCGGGCUCGUUCGCAGUGGAGGCCGUCAUCCAGACCGCCCUCCCACGCAAGGGCGGCAAGUUCCUCGUGCUCGCAAACGGCGCGUAUGGCUACCGCAUGAACAAGAUGGCAAACUACCUCGACAUCCCAGUCAUCAUGUUCGAGUUCCCCGAAACCGAAAAGGCCCCGCUCGCAGAGGUCGAAAAGCUGCUCAAGGCCAACCCCGACGUCACCACCGUUGCCAUCGUCCACAGCGAAACCAGCUCGGGCAUCAUCAACCCCAUCUCCGAGGUUGGCGCGCUCGUGCGCAAGCACCUCCCCAACGCCACCUACUUUGUCGACGCGAUGAGCAGCUUUGGUGGCAUCCCGAUCAACAUGGAGGAGGCCAACAUUGACUUCCUCGUCAGCUCGGCCAACAAGUGCAUCGAAGGCACCCCCGGCUUCUCGUAUGCGAUCGCCCGCCGAUCGGCCCUCGACAAGUGCAAGGGCAACUCGCGCUCGCUCUCGCUCGACUUGCAAGACCAGAACGCCUACAUGGAGCAGACCGGCCAGUUCCGCUUCACCCCGGCCACACACUCCAUCCUCUCCUUCCGCCAAGCCCUCCGCGAGCUCGAAAUCGAGGGCGGCGUCGAGGCCCGUGCUGCCCGCUACCAGCUCAACCGCGCCAUUCUCCGCAAGGGCAUGGCCGAGCUCGGCUUCCGCGAGCUCCUCGACAACUCGCACGAAGGCUACAUUAUCACCUCCUUCCACUUCCCCAAGCAUGCCAAGUUUGACUUUGAAAAGUUCUACAGCACGCUCAGCGCCAAGGGCUACGUCAUCUACCCAGGCAAGGUCACCAAGGCCGAUUGCUUCCGUGUCGGCUCCAUCGGUCGUCUCUUCCCCAACCACAUGACCGAGCUGUUGGAAACCAUGAAGGUCGUGUUGGCCGAGAUGGGCAUUCCGACCCCCAUCCAAGAGUAGAAAAAACCCCCCAAGCGUUAGCGUUGUUGGUUUGAGUUCGACUGUUCGUUGUGCUUUGGGUUUUUUCGAUUUUGGAUUUUCAACACAUUGUAUUCAACACACUGCAUGUCGAUCUG
Capsaspora owczarzaki ATCC 30864 is the source of this 2527-nucleotide messenger RNA. Its product is annotated as 2-aminoethylphosphonate-pyruvate transaminase. NCBI's taxonomy places the organism in Eukaryota, Filasterea, Ministeriida, Capsasporidae. Bases 972 to 2411 code for a protein of 479 amino acids. The transcript is spliced from 3 exons. The record is from RefSeq and is a predicted model, not a curated record. Gene Ontology annotation, biological process: organic phosphonate catabolic process. Gene Ontology annotation, molecular function: 2-aminoethylphosphonate:pyruvate transaminase activity.